Tarenaya hassleriana is the source of this 1481-nucleotide messenger RNA. RefSeq names its product oleoyl-acyl carrier protein thioesterase 1, chloroplastic-like. Gene Ontology annotation, molecular function: fatty acyl-[ACP] hydrolase activity; acyl carrier activity. The transcript has 7 exons. Gene Ontology annotation, biological process: fatty acid biosynthetic process. Bases 90 to 1235 code for a protein of 381 amino acids. The record is from RefSeq and is a predicted model, not a curated record. Lineage: Eukaryota; Viridiplantae; Streptophyta; Magnoliopsida; Brassicales; Cleomaceae.
UUCCCCCUUUUCUCCCCAGAAAAUGCUCAUCUGAUUUUUUUUAAUAAUCUCUUUUUUUUUUUUUUUUCCUGUCAUUGACAAUUCCCGCGAUGUUGAAGGUCUCGUGUAAUGCUUCGGACCAGUUACAGAGCUUUUUCCCGAGCUUCAGACCAUUGUGUCCGGCCAAAUCUACGGUUAAUCUCCUCCCGCGAAGAUACGACGGCGUUUCGUGUUCUCAGGCGAGACGGGCUCCGGCUGUGUCUCCUGUACGGGCUGUGGUGUCUUCGGAUCAGGGGAAACCGGUUCUGUCUGAAUCGGGUACGGUUACGGCUUUCGGUACGUUGGCGGACCGGCUCCGGCUCGGCAGCUUGACGGAGGACGGGUUGUCGUACAAGGAGAAGUUCAUCGUGAGAUGCUACGAAGUUGGGAUUAACAAAACCGCGACUGUGGAGACAAUUGCAAAUCUCUUGCAGGAGGUCGGAUGCAACCACGCGCAAAGUGUUGGGUUUUCGACGGAUGGGUUCGCCACGACCACCACCAUGCGGAAAUUGCAUCUCAUAUGGGUGACCGCAAGAAUGCACAUUGAGAUUUACAAAUACCCCGCUUGGAGCGAUGUGAUUGAGAUAGAGACGUGGUGUCAAAGCGAAGGAAGGAUCGGAACGAGGCGUGAUUGGAUUCUUAAGGACUGUGCCACUGGUGAAGUUAUUGGCCGAGCUACAAGCAAAUGGGUGAUGAUGAACCAAGAUACGAGGCGGCUUCAGAAAGUCACGGACGAGGUUCGGGACGAGUACUUGGUUUUCUGCCCUCGGGAACUCAGAUUAGCAUUUCCGGAGGAGAACAACAGCAGCUUGCAGAAAAUCCCGAAACUGGAAGAUUCGACACAGAAUUCCAAGCUCGGACUCAAGCCUAGGCGAGCUGAUCUGGACAUGAACCAGCAUGUCAAUAACGUCACCUACAUUGGAUGGGUUCUGGAGAGCAUUCCUCAAGAAAUCAUCGAUACACACGAGCUCGAGGUCAUAACUCUUGAUUACCGAAGGGAAUGCCAGCAAGACGACGUGGUGGAUUCAUUAACUGCUCCCGAAAUCCCGGAGGAAACGGUUUCGCAGCUCGUUGGGACCAAUGGGUCGACCAUGACAAACGAGAAGGGGCACGACGACGGGAGACAGUUCUUGCAUCUGCUGAGGUUGUCUGGAGAUGGGCAGGAGAUUAACCGAGGCAGAACGCAGUGGCGGAAGAAGAAGCCGUCUUCGAGAUGAGCGAGAGCUGCAGCAACGAUUGCGAGCCGUUUCCUUCCUUUCCGCCCCCGAGUUUUCUUCUUCCAUCUUUCUGCGUGAAGUUUUAGCAGAGUCUUUUGUUGGUGUUAAGUUCUGAAGAGCUCUUCAGUUAGAUGGAACCUAAUCCUUUGUUGAGUUUUCUGUAUGUUUUGUUGUCUGUCUUAAUUUUAGGCUUAGAGCCAAAAGAACUAUUUAUUACGAUAAGAUUAUGAGAAUCAGUUCAGCCUU